AUGUCCAACGAAGUCAUUUUAUACGACCUCCCUUCCAAGGGCGGCACGGCCUGGAGUUUGAACCCGUGGAAAACUCGUCUCGCCCUGAACUACAAGGGUAUACCAUACAAGACGGAGUGGGUUGAGUAUCCGGACCUGAAACCGACAUUUACCAAGUUUGGCAUCCCACCCAACAGUAGUGGGCCGUACGAGUACACCUCGCCAACCGUCCGGCUCCCGUCGGGCGAGUAUGUGAUGGAAUCGCGCGCCAUCAUCGACAAGUUGGAGCAGCUCAAGCCCUCGCCGUCGCUGCACCUGGACUCGCCGUACUUGGCACGCAUAGAGCAGCUGCUACCCAACGUGAUCAACUCGGUGCGGGCGAUCUUCAUGCCGCUGGUGCCCAAGGUGUACCUGAACCCCCCGUCGUACGAGUACUUCGUGGCGUCGCGCGAGAAGGCCAUCGGCAUGACGCUGGACGAGUAUGCGGCGAAGAACGCCGCCCAGGGCUGGGAGGACGCGAAGCCGCUCGUCAAGGAGCUCGCCGCCAUCUACGCCGAGAACCCCGAGGGCCCGUUCCUCAUGGGCAAGGAGGUCUCGUAUGCCGACUUCAUGGUCGUUGGCUGGCUCCGCAUGAUGGAGGGCUUAGGCCAGUUGGACAAGAUCCUCGCCAUGGAGGGCGGCGACAAACUCAAGGCCGUGUAUGAGGCCAGUGCCCAGUGGUUGAAGAGGGAUAGCUACUGA
This is a messenger RNA of Fonsecaea erecta, 720 nucleotides long. RefSeq lists its product as hypothetical. The transcript has 3 exons. Bases 1 to 720 code for a protein of 239 amino acids. Lineage: Eukaryota; Fungi; Ascomycota; Eurotiomycetes; Chaetothyriales; Herpotrichiellaceae. The record is from RefSeq and is a predicted model, not a curated record.